UUUUUUUGUUUUUUGUCUUUUAACCACUACCACUUAUUUUUAAAUGGUAGAGGAGAAAAUCUGAAUUCAAGAUUGUCAUUCAGGGAUUAAUACAGUACAGGCGCAAUGAUUACCAAAUGCUGGAUGCUGUUGUUCUAUCUGUGUUACCAUUAUGAGAUCAUGCCAGCUGCAUUUACACCUACCUGGAUGACACGGCAGUUCCCUUGUGAUGUUAUAUCCAACAAAACAUCAAAUACAGUCAAAUUUGACUGUAAAGGCCGCCAUCUAGAGGAAGUACCAGAAGGAAUAACCAGUAAUGCCACACAUCUCGACUUGUCAGAAAAUUUUAUUAAGAGUAUUAAAGAUGAAUCAUUUUCUAAACUGACAAAUCUGACUCAGCUCAAUCUCAACUGGGCAAACAAAUCCAAGGACGGUUAUGGAUGCAGACUGUUGAACAUUCCUGCAAAUGCUUUCAAAAAUCUCACAAAAAUCAAGCAACUACAACUGAGCGGCAACUGUCUGACUGAAAUUCCACGCAAUCUCCCCCACAGUGUGGAAACACUUGAGCUAGAAAUUAACAAGAUUAGCUUGGAUAAAUUACAUGACAACAGUUUUAUUGGAUUAAAAAACAUAACAAACCUGUUUCUAUCUAAAAACUGCUACUUCUGGAAUCCCUGUGGGAAGUCUGUGGCUAUUAUGGAAAAACCCUUUCAAAUACUGGACAAACUGAAUGCUCUGAACUUGUCUUACAACAACUUAACACACGUUCCUAAAGGACUACCCCAGUCAAUUACAAUUUUAGGUCUGGAUUCCAACAAAAUAGAGAACAUAUCUAAAGAUGAUUUCCAGGGGUUGCUAAAUUUAAAGGUCCUUGAUAUACAAGGCAACUGUCCAAGAUGUCACAAUGCUCCGUACCCUUGUGUUCCUUGCCCUAAUGGUUCUAUUCACAUACAUCCUGAUGCAUUUCAAAGACUGACACAGCUGGAGAUACUGAACCUGGGAGGAAACUCACUAAAUUACCUUAAGCCCUCUUGGUUUCAAAGUCUAAAGAAUCUUAAAGUAUUAUAUCUGGCAUUUAAUUUUUUACUAAAAUCUAUAACUGGUGAGGAACCAUCUUUUGAGGCAUUUAGUUAUCUUCACAGGCUAGAAAAGCUUGACCUGUCGUUCAAUUAUGCUCUCGGAUUGUACCCAGAAAAAAUAACUCUUUCACAAAACUUUUCAAACCUCAGGUCACUGAAAACUUUGCAUUUGGAGGCUUUGGUAUUCCAGAGUAUUGGACCAGACACACUCACACCUCUGUACAAUCUAAAAAAUCUAUCUGCUUUGAAUUUAGGUACUAACUUCAUUAUUUACAGCAACUCUACUUUAUUCAGCCAUUUCUCCCACGUAAAAAUGAUAUAUCUCUCAGAAAACAGGUUAUAUCCCACAACAAUAGAAAGUCCACCAACUCUAACAGACAGAUACAACCAGAAUUCAGACCUUUCUAUUUCAUUUUCCAUAACAGCUACUCCAAAAGACUUUAGCUACGAGAUAUCGCACAGGAUAAUAAAGCAAGAGUGCUUUGACUCUGGACGAGUGCUCAUCCUCAGCUCAAAUAAUCUGUUCUUCAUUUCUCCAAAGCUAUUUGAGGGCUAUGGAAAUAUUUCAUGUCUCAACCUCUCAGGAAAUGGAUUUUCACAGGCACUUAAUGCAAUGUAUCUGGCCCACCAAAGACUGCUGGAUGAAAAUGUGGAUGUGAUAGUACUGCUAAUGCUGGAGCCUGUCCUGCAGCAUUCUCACUUUCUGCGCUUGAGGAAGCGACUGUGCGAGAGCAGUGUUGUAGAGUGGCCGCGUACAGCAGCCGCAGAGCCCUGGUUUUGGCAAAACCUGAGAACUGUCAUAAGAGUAGAUAAUCAAGUGAUGUACAACAAGACCUAUUCAAAAUACUUCACCACCAAGUGA
Molecule: messenger RNA, 1920 nt
Organism: Pundamilia nyererei
Lineage: Eukaryota; Metazoa; Chordata; Actinopteri; Cichliformes; Cichlidae
Product: toll-like receptor 8
Exons: 3
Coding region: 106-1920 (604 amino acids)
Biological process (GO): positive regulation of interleukin-6 production; defense response to virus; canonical NF-kappaB signal transduction
Cellular component (GO): plasma membrane
Molecular function (GO): protein binding; pattern recognition receptor activity
Source: RefSeq, a predicted model, not a curated record